AUGUUGAAGAUUCAGGAAAGCGGGGAAGUAGCCCUGUUUGUUGCAGGGACUGCAUUGGACUGCCUCCCCGCGGCAAGCAGUGCGUCGAAUCGGAUGCGCAACGUAUUUCUGCCGACGACCGCAAAGCGACGCACUGAGGCACAGUGCAUUGCCUUAGUAACUGGCGUCUUGCCGCAAUUGACACGUACUAUCCUUGCACAAUGCCACUCUAGACACAAUAGAAGGCUUGUGGUUAAACGCAGCAACAGGCUAGGUUCUCAAAAGAGUGAGCAUAAGGGUCUGAACCACCUUAUUCGGAAAGAUUCGAGAGCAAAGGGUUCCUCAACCCCAUUUCGCAUGAAAAAGGAAUUGCUGUGUUUGUUCUAA
Messenger RNA from Aspergillus luchuensis, 366 nucleotides. RefSeq lists its product as uncharacterized. The coding region runs from base 1 to 366 and encodes 121 amino acids. NCBI's taxonomy places the organism in Eukaryota, Fungi, Ascomycota, Eurotiomycetes, Eurotiales, Aspergillaceae. The transcript has a single exon. The record is from RefSeq and is a predicted model, not a curated record.